Messenger RNA from Aureobasidium subglaciale EXF-2481, 2199 nucleotides. RefSeq lists its product as uncharacterized. NCBI's taxonomy places the organism in Eukaryota, Fungi, Ascomycota, Dothideomycetes, Dothideales, Saccotheciaceae. Gene Ontology annotation, cellular component: cytoplasm. The record is from RefSeq and is a predicted model, not a curated record. Bases 95 to 1840 code for a protein of 581 amino acids. Gene Ontology annotation, biological process: purine nucleotide biosynthetic process; purine nucleobase biosynthetic process. The transcript has a single exon. Gene Ontology annotation, molecular function: amidophosphoribosyltransferase activity.
CCAUCACCUCCACCAGUCUUGCUAAUCUCGAGUCUCUUGCAGAACCCCUCAUCUCCUACCUACCACCAAUUCUCCCCUUUCUCGACCAGUCACUAUGUGUGGUAUCCUCGGCGUCAUUCACGGCAACCCGUCGUCCCUCGACGCUGCCGCUGAGAUUCACCAAGCUCUCUACUACCUGCAACAUCGUGGCCAAGAUGCUUGCGGUAUUGCCGCAUGUACCAGCAAUGGCCGCAUCUACCAGUGCAAGGGCAACGGUCUCGCCGCAAAGGUCUUCCACGACGGUUCGCGCGUCGCCGACCUGCCCGGCUUCAUGGGUAUUGGACACCUGAGAUAUCCUACUGCUGGCAGCAGCGCAAACUCAGAAGCCCAGCCUUUCUACGUCAACAGCCCUUACGGCAUUGCCCUUACACACAACGGCAACCUGAUCAACGCUCCCGAGUUGAGAGAGUACCUCGACCAGGUCGCUCACAGACACAUCAACACAGACAGUGACAGCGAGCUGAUGCUGAACAUUUUCGCCAACGAGUUGAACGAGACCAAGAAGGCAAGAGUCAACGCCAGCGAUUGUUUCGCCGCUCUCGAGCGCAUGUACAAGCGCUGCUCGGGCGGCUGGGCUUGCACCGCCAUGCUCGCUGGUUACGGCCUUAUCGGUUUCCGUGACGCCUAUGGCAUCCGCCCCAUGGUUCUCGGCUCAAAGCCCUCGGACGACGGUAUCGGCACAGACUACAUGAUGGCCUCCGAAUCUGUCGCCCUGUCGCAAUGCGGUUACAAGAACAUUGUCGACAUCAAGCCUGGCCAGGCUGUCAUUAUUGAAAAAGGCAAGGAGCCUGUCUUCUCACAAGUCGCCAAGGAGCUGAACUACGCCCCCGACAUUUUCGAAUACGUCUACUUUGCUCGUCCCGAGUCUGUCAUCGAUGGCAUCUCCGUCCACCGCUCCCGUCAACUCAUGGGCUACCGCCUCGCCGAGACCAUCAAGCAGCAACUUUCUCCCGAACAGCUCGCAAGCAUCGACGCCGUUAUCCCUAUCCCUGAGACCAGUCUCAUCUCGGCUUACGCUGUGUCCAAGCAUUUGAAGAUCCCCUACUGCCAGGGCUUUGUCAAGAACCGCUACAUCUUCCGUACCUUCAUCAUGCCCAACCAGAAGGCUCGUCAGAAGGGUGUUCGUGCCAAACUAAACGCCAUCCCGAUCGAGUUCCAAGACAAGAACGUGCUGCUCGUUGAUGACAGUAUCGUCAGAGGUACUACCAGUCGCGAGAUUGUACUCAUGGCUAAGGAGGCCGGCGCCAAACAGGUCUUCUUCGCCAGUUGUGCUCCUCCAAUCACCUAUGCUCACAUCUACGGUAUCGAUCUUGCCUCAUCUUCCGAACUCAUCGCACAUCACAGCACCUCUCAGGACAUCGCCAAGAAGAUCGGUGCCGACGCUGUCGUUUACCAGUCGCUCCAGGACCUCGAAGAGUCAUGCGCAGAGGCUAGUCCUCGCCCGAAUCAGAAGUUCGAAGUUGGUGUUUUCUGCGGCACAUAUGUCACUCCAGUCGGCGACGACUACUUCGAGCAUCUUGAGCGCAUGCGUGGUGACGCGAAGAAGCUCAAGGUCAUGGAGAGCGCGCGUGAGGCCGUCAGACAGGGCACUGCUGGCGAAGAGGAAGUGCGCAUGGCUGCCAGCGGCGUGAAAGUGGACCAACAAGGCAACGUUGUGCCAGCCAGCGAUGGCAACGAAGCUCAAGCCGCUGCCUUUGGCAAGAUCACCGAGAAUGGCGAGAAUGGAGAGAAGAGACCGAAAGAUGGCUUGAUGCAACGCGGCAGUCAGGACGUCUCAUUGCACAACUUCAACGACUAUUAAAUGAUGAGAAUGUGGGACUAGCCGUUCGGAACGGUAGAGGUAUUUCAGAAAUAGGAGACAGGGAUGGCGUUUCAGGCGCGAGGUUACAUUCAGCCCGGCAUGUGGCAAUACGCAGGAGAGAGGACUGUCUUCGCUAGAGUACAAUGAUUUCUUUAGGCUGCGAAGCUACAUACGCGAGGAAUUCAUAGUCGAUUUGCUUUAAUUCACGUCAAGAUCCACAGUGACCCACAAAGGAGAUGGCGGAGGAAACCACGGUUACAUCAAGUGGGUAGACAUGGCCCAACCGACCGACAAGGGCUCACGGAGUCAUGGCGCUCUGUCUCUCAACCUCUUGCUCAUCCAGAUUGGGAGGAUCAUAC